Gadus chalcogrammus (walleye pollock) is the source of this 6885-nucleotide messenger RNA. It is a transcript of the gene itsn2a, whose product is annotated as intersectin 2a. Bases 286 to 5382 code for a protein of 1698 amino acids. Lineage: Eukaryota; Metazoa; Chordata; Actinopteri; Gadiformes; Gadidae. Gene Ontology annotation, molecular function: calcium ion binding; guanyl-nucleotide exchange factor activity; protein binding. The transcript is spliced from 39 exons. The record is from RefSeq and is a predicted model, not a curated record. Gene Ontology annotation, biological process: intracellular signal transduction; positive regulation of Rho protein signal transduction.
UAACACCUGGUCAGUUGUGUGCGUCUGUAAGAGCGUUGUACUACGUACGGUGAUCGCCGUGUGGAUUCAUAUCGAUCCAACAGACUGACGCCCAUUUCCCAUUUCCCGCACGCCCCGCGCAGGAGAGCCACGGCACCGCUGGCCCCUCCCACUCCGGAGGACACAACGUCAGCCCUGGUUGUACGAUCACACAGUCGCCGCCUUUUUUUUUUACUCCAACAGAUGUCUGAUUGGUCGCCAGCUGACUAGGGGACCGUCCUCUGCCCAAGCCCUCCACCUGCAGCCAUGAAUGGUGCAGCCAGUGUGUGGGCCAUCACUCCGGAGGAGAGGGGCAAACAUGACAAACAGUUCGACUCUCUGGCUCCCGCCCUGGGACAUGUCUCGGGAGAACAAGCCAGGAAGUUCUUCCUCCAGUCCGGUCUGCCUCCUCCUGUUCUGGCAGAGAUCUGGGCCCUGGCUGACUUGGACUGCGAUGGGAAGAUGGAUAGACUCGAGUUCUCCAUUGCCAUGAAGCUCAUUAAAGUGAAGCUUCAGGGGCGGGGCCUCCCCACCUCUCUGCCAAUAGUCAUGAAGCAGUCCCCAGCGGCCAACCCCGCCUCCAUCAUGACGUCAUCCUCGCGCUUCGGGAUGGGCUCCAUGCCAAACCUCUCCCUCCUCGUGCCCUCCAUGCCCUCCAUGUCCAUCCUAACCCCCGUCCCGGUGCACCAUCUCCCCCUCAUGCACCACCCCGUCCCCGGCCAACGCCCGAUGAUGCACACCCCUAUGACCCUCCCCCUCAUGUCCUCCCUGGGGAACGCCGGACUGCCCAACGGCCACGCCCACCUGCUCACGCCCUCCCCUGUGCCCAGCAACACAGCACACCCCAUGUCUGGCUUCUCCUCCCCCACGAUGUUCUCUCCGUCUACGGGCAUGUCCCAGGCCAACUCCCUGCUCGACCUGGGCUCAAGCAGUUCCAACUCGUCCUCCACCAACUCCUUGGCCAGUAACUCUCCAAAGACGGUCACUUGUGAUUGGGCGGUUCCUCAGUCCGCCAGACUCAAGUACCGGCAGCAGUUCAACACCCUGGACAAGCUCAUGAGUGGUUACCUGUCAGGACCGCAAGUAAGGAAUGCCCUGUUGGCCUCCAACCUGACGCAGACGCAACUCGCAGCCAUCUGGACGCUGGCAGAUGUGGACCGGGACGGCCAGCUGCGUGCGGAUGAGUUCAUCUUGGCCAUGCACCUGGUGGACAUGGCCAAGACCGGCCACCCACUGCCCCUCUCCCUGCCCCAAGACCUGGUGCCCCCCUCCCUCAGGUCAGGGGGAAAGGGCAUUGAGCUGGUGAACGGAACGGGUCCCUACCUGAGUCCCAGCCCCGCCGACCCCACUGAGAUGGACCUGGCAUCCAAGGUGUCCUUCGAGGACAAGCUGAAGGAGAACUUUGCGCGGGGCAGCGCCGAGCUGGAGAAGCGGCGGCUGGCGCUGGAGGAGGAGCGGCGGCGGGAGCGUGAGCGCCGCGACCGGGAGCAGAGGGAGGCGCAGGAGAGGCGGGAGCGGGAGGCCCGCGAGCAGGAGAACCGGCGGCGGCUGGAGGAGGAGCGGCGGCUGGAGAGGCAGAGGGAGAUGGAGAGGCAGCGCGAGGAGGAGCGGCUCCGGGAGCUGGAGAGGAAGGAGGAGCUGGAACGUCAGCGCAAGGAGGAGUGGGAGCGGGGGAAACGGGAGGAGUUGUCGAGGCGGAAGGAGGGAGACCAGGAGGAGAUCGUCCAGCUGAAGGCGCGCAAGAAGUGUCUGGAGAUCGAGCUGGAGGCCGUGGGCAGCAAGCACAAGCAGAUCUCGGACCGUCUCCGCGACGCCCAGAGCAAGAGGAGGAUCCAGAAGUCGGAGCUGGACCUCAUCAACCAGAAGAGGGACGUGCGCAUCGCCGAGAUCAACACCCUGCAGGUUCAGUUUGAGGACUGGCAGAGGAAGCUGUCCCAGCUGGUCCCAGAACAGCAGAGGCUGACGGAGCGUCUGCGCUGCAUUGGGCUCAACAACCUCCCCUCCGUGACCCUGGCCACGCUGGGCGACAGCGUGACGGAGAAGGGGGUGACCUGCCGGCGCCUGAAGGACCAGCUGGACACGCUGGAGCGGGAGACGGCGGAUAAACUGGGACAGAUGGAGCAGUACAACAAGGAGCUCAAGGAGCUGAGGGAGAAGCAAGUGGCCCAGCAGGCCUCGCUGGACGACUUGUGCCGAGUCAAGGAGCAGAAGCAGAGGGAGCUGCAGAGGCGCCGUGAGGAGGAGGGCGAGAGGAAGAGGAGGGAGGAAGAGGAGGCAGCCAGACAGGCCAGACUGGAGCAGGAGCGGCUGGAGCAGGAGCGCAGGGAGCAGGCGCGACGGGACAGGGAGGAGGAGGAGGCAGAGCGGCAGAGGAGGCUCCUGGAGGAGCAGAGGGCCAAGCAGCGGGAGGAGGAGGAAAGGGAGGCCCAGGCCCGCCUCCGGGCCGCCCAGGAGAAGGCCCAGGAGGAGGAGAGGAGGCGGCGGGAGCAUGAGGAGGAGGAGGAGAAGAGGAGACAAAAGGAGGAGGAGGAGGAGAGAAGGCAGCGAGAGAAGGAGGAGAAGGCCGUGGCGGUGAUGACCCUCUACAGAGCGCUCUACCCGUUCGUGGCCCGCAACGCAGACGAGCUCAGCCUGGAGGGCAGCUGCCUCAUCGAGGUGGAUGAGGCCACUGUGGGUGAGCCCGGCUGGCUUUGCGGGAGUUACCGCGGAAACCGGGGCUGGUUCCCCCAGAGUUACGCGGAGAAAUGUGCCGCUUCCUCCGCCUCCAGCACCACCACCAACACCACCAACACCACCAGCUCCAGCGAGGCAGCACCGCCUGCAUCCCAGGCGGGUCCGCUUCCCUCUAGCGUUGCUCCGCCGUCAGCUGCCAGCGGGCUUGCAGAGGGAGCGACGGCGGAGGCAGGCCCCAGCCGCGUCGGCCCUCCGGUCCCACAGCCGUCACAUCACGGGGCUCCUCUGCGGGCUCGGGCGGUGACGUCGUGGUCGUCCUCCUCCUCCGACGCCCAGCCCGACCCCUCCACCCGCGGCGGCGGCGGCGAUAGCAUCACGGCGCUGCUGAGCUUCUCCCAGGGCGACGUCAUCAGCGUGCUGCAGCAGAGGGAGGACUGGUGGCUCGGACAGCUCGCCGGAACUCAGGGAUGGUUCCCUAAAGAUUACGUCACUCUGGAGCCAGAUAACACCGACGCGGAGGGCUCCGACACUUUAGAUUCUGUUCAGCUGGAGGACUUUGUGGCCCUGUAUACCUACGAGAGCCCGGAGGCCGGCGACCUGACGUUUGACGAGGGGGACGUUGUCAUGGUGACGGAGCGGGAGGGGGAGUGGUGGAGGGGCUGCAUCGGGGACCGUGCCGGCGUGUUCCCCUCCAACUACGUCAGGCCCGUGGAGCCGGAGAUUUCAAGACCCGGAGGCCCAGUCAAAAAACCUGAGAUUGCCCAGGCGCUGGUCAACACUGUUGCCCCGACGGCUCAGCAGCUCAGUCUGUCGCCAGGGCAACUGAUCGUGGUUCUGGCCAAGAACUCCACCGGCUGGUGGCUCGGGGAACUGCAGGCCAGAGGUAAGAAGCGACAGAGAGGUUGGUUCCAUUCCUCCAACGUUAAACUGCUGGGCCCCACCAGCGGCAAGUCUACUCCUUCUCCUCUGCCAGUGUGCCAGGUCAUCACCAUGUAUGACUACACGGCGGCCAAUCAGGACGAGCUCAGCUUCUCCAAGGGUCAGCUGAUCAGCGUCCUGGACAAGACCAACCCUGAUUGGUGGAAGGGGGAGGUCAACGGUGUCACCGGCCUGCUGCCGACCAAUUACGUGAAGAUGACGACCGAGUGUGACCCCAGCCAGCAAUGGUGUGCUGACCUGAUGAGCUUGGAUAGCAUGACCCCCCAGGAGAGAAAGAGGCAGGGCUACAUCCACGAGCUGAUCCAGACCGAGGAGACCUACGUAGAGGACCUGGAGCUGGUGCUGGAGGUGUUCCAUAAGCCCAUGUCCGAGUCGGGCCGUCUGACCCCCACAGAGAUGGGGACCAUCUUCGUCAACUGGAGGGAGCUGAUCAUGUGCAACACCAAACUACUGAAGGCCCUGCGCGUGCGUAAGAAGACGGGCGGGGAGAACAUGGCGGUGCAGGUGAUCGGAGACCUGCUGGCCGCGGAGCUGGCCCACAUGCAGCCCUACAUCCGCUUCUGCUCCUGCCAGCUCAACGCCGCCGCCCUGCUGCAGAGGAGGACCAACUCCGAGCCCGACUUCAAGGACUUCCUCAAGAAGAUAGCCACUAACUACCGCUGCAAAGGGAUGCCCUUGUCCAGCUUCCUGUUGAAGCCCAUGCAGAGGAUCACACGCUACCCUCUUCUCAUAAAGAAUAUCCUGGAGAACACCCCUGAGGGCCACGUGGACCGGGGGUCCCUGCGGGAGGCCCUGGAGCGGGCGGAGGAGCUGUGCUCGCAGGUCAACGAGGGGGUCAGGGAGAAGGAGAACUCUGAUAGGCUGGAGUGGAUCCAGAGCCACGUCCAGUGUGACGGCCUCAUAGAGCACCUGGUGUUCAACUCGCUCACCAACUGUCUGGGGCCACGCAAGCUGCUACACAGCGGGCGUCUGCACAAGACGCGGGGCGGCCGCGAGCUCUGGGUCUUCCUCUUCAACGACUUCCUCCUCCUCACCCACAGCCCGGCCAAGUCCUUCUCCUCGUCCUCCUCUUCCUCCCUGGGCGCGGACCGGCUUUUUAGCCACAAGGCCAACGUGCAGCUCAAGAUGUACAAGACGCCUCUGUUCCUGAACGAGGUUCUGGUGAAGAACCCCCCGGACCCGUCCAGCGACGAACCGCUCUUCCACAUAUCACACAUCGACCGCGUGUACACACUCAAGGCGGACACCCUGAACGAGAGGACGACCUGGGUCCAGAGAAUCAAAGCAGCGUCCGAAGUGUUCAUUGAGACGGAGAAGAAGAAGAGAGAGAAGGCGUACCAAGCGCGUUCUCUGAAGACCAGCGGCAUCGGACGUCUCCUGGUCACCGUCACGGAGGCCCAAGAGCUCAAAGCCUGCAAGCCCAACGGUAAAAGCAACCCGUACUGCGAGCUCACCAUGGGGGCCCAGUGCUACACGUCCCGGCCGCUCGGCGACACGCUCAACCCCAAGUGGAACUUCAACUGCCAGUUCUUCGUCCGGGAUUUCUACCAGGACGUCCUGUGCAUCACAGUGUUCGAGAAGGACCAGUUCUCCCCCGACGAUUUCCUGGGGCGCACAGAGGUUCCCGUGGCAACCAUAAAGAAGGAGAUGGAGAGCAAGGGCGCGGCGACCCGCCGCCUGCUGCUGCACGAGGUGCCGACCGGAGAGGUGCUGGUCAAGCUGGACCUGCAGCUCUACGAGCAGACCGCGUGAAACACGGGCCCCCUCGCUCACACACAACACACACACAAAGACCCACGAGCUGAGGCACAGAUGCACACACGCAAAGACGCACGCGCUAACACACAGACGCGCAGAAUCAAAGACGCACACACAAACAAACAGACGCACACGCUAACACACAGACACACACGCUAGCACACAGACGCGCAGAAACAAAGACGCACACGCCAACACACAGAAGCACACACACACACAGACGCUCACACACACACACAGACACAAAGACGCACACACACAUAGACGAACAUAUAGAUUUAUGUCCUGUAGAAAAAUAUUUCCAGACAAGGAUAUCGAUUUAUUACCUUGCACACACACACAUACAUAAAGUGCCUUCUUCUUCCCAAUGUACCUAGUACCAUUCUCCAGGAUUGUUCUCAUAUGUUGCCAUAUACUGCCCUGAGCCAAGGUUACCAGUGUUGAGGCCACUCACACAGCGAUAACAGAAAAACCUAUAAAGGGUUUAAAUAACAAAAUACCUUAUUUUAUUGUCAUUUCUUUUCUUUAAUUUAUUUCAUUUUUUGUUGGCGAACAUCCCGCAAAUGUAGGAUUUCGGAUGGUUUUUGGAAGGUCGGUGAUAGAGAAGUGAUUCACUUUAUUAACUCAAUGUCCAUGGCUGGAGGGCUUACAGUCUAAUAACCAUAUACUGCCAUCGAAGAAUCAUGUUUGGUAAGAAGAACACCCAUAAUCAACCUUGAGCAUUGGGUUCUUUAAAUAUAGAUCUGUGGCACCGUUUUUAUUCUAAUAUAUACUAAUGCAAAUGUAACCAAUUUGAACUGUUGCACACUACUGUACAAUAGGAUGUCUCGGGCCACGAAGCCUCCUAUUCGAGGCCUGAAUGAGGCGUAAAUAAAACUUACAUUGAAAAAAGACAGAUUCCUCCUUGGUGUUUUUUUUUUGUGACUCAUUUUCACAGAGCUCAAAUCAGGGGCUUCGUCAAAAACAAAACAUUUCCAGGUUGGACCAUUCCACAGCGAUGUGCAAUGACAUAAUAAUGAGAUAAAUAUCAUUUUGACAUGACAUUUAUGAAAAAAUUAUAGUCAUAGUAUAAUAUAUAUUUUGACAAAAUAUAUCCAAUAAAAAUAUUGUUGGCCCAUGUGCUCCUCUUUGUCCCCGACGGUAAUAGCCCUGAAAUUAUGACACUAAAAGUUACCAUUUCCUCACGACCCGAAAGGACUAAGCAUCAUAAGGAUCAAGACAGUGAUGAGCAGGGAUGGCUAAUCAGAGCUCUCCUUGAUUCGGUGUCACAGAGGCAGGCUACAAACUGGGGGUUUACGCAAGUGAGUUUAUGGCAAAAAAGCUGGAGUCCACAGGCCUAUCUGUGGUACGGGUGAGUCGGUACGGAUGGAAGCAGAGAGGUUGUGGUUGCAGCUGUAGUCGCCAUCAUCUUCUUCUGGACCAACAGCGGGCUUCAUAGCAUUUUCCGUCAGCCAAACUGUUUGCUUCGAUCUGGUAGGGCAUUACAUUUGGCCUGGG